UAAUUAUUCACAUUUCCUCAGACACUUAUCCAUUCCCAACCCAUAAUAGCUUAUUUCAACUAAACCGCGGCGAACCACAGCCGACCCCUUCUUCAACCAACUAACAAAACCAAAAAAAAUUCCGCUCUCUUUCCUUCUUCUUCAAUGGCUUCUUUUUCUUUCUCUAUUUUCCUUCCUCUCUUUUUCUUUCUUCUCACCAUAGUUUCUUCCUCUUCAAAUUCCAUUUUUAUUCCAAUCACAAAAGACAACACAACACAACAAUACACAACAACUCUGUCUUUUGGAACCCCUUUUGUUGCUACAAACCUUGUUGUUGAUCUUAGUGGUUCACACUUUUGGGUUGAUUGUUCUUCAACAAAAACCUCAUCAUCUUUGAGUUCAAUCCCACACCGUUCUGUUCAAUGUCUCACUGCAAAAAGUCACACACAAACAUGGGUUUCAAGCCUUGAAAAUGAAAAUCCUAUAGAUCAAGAUAGCCCAUGUGAAAUUGUUGCUAAAAACACCAUCACAGGUAAAGUAGCAACUGAGGGAAAGCUUGUUGAAGAUGUUUUAGCAGUGAAAUCAAUGAAAGAUUCAAUUUUUGAACCAGCCCAUGAAUAUUUGUUCACUUGUUCAAAUACCCUUUUGUUGAAUGGGUUAUCUAAUGAUGCUAAAGGCAUUGUUGGGUUUGGUAGAUCUAGAACCUCUUUUUCAUCACAGUUUUUCAAUUCAAUUGAUUCAGACAGAAAAAUCACUUUUUGUUUAUCUUCUUCUUCUGGGUUUGUUUCACUUGGAAGAAGAAACAAGGUUUCUGAAUCUGAAAUUUUCAGAUCUUUAACAUUCACACCACUUGUCACCAACCAAAACAUGGAAUAUUUCAUCAACGUUAAUUCCAUCAAAAUUGGUGGCAAAAAAGUUUCUUUUAACACCCUAUCUUUGUCUCAAGAAGGCAAUAGUGGAACUUUAUUGAGUUCUAUUGUGCCUUAUACAACCAUGCAAAGUUCAAUCUAUGCAAACUUCAAAAGUGCUAUUUUGAAAGCUGCUUUAUCUAUGAACAUCUCUAGGGUAGAUUCUGUGGCACCCUUUGAGAUUUGUUUUGGUUCUAAUGGAAUUGGUGCGUCAAAAAUUGGGCCUAAUGUGCCAGUAAUUGAUCUUGUUCUGCAAAGUGAGAUGGUGAAAUGGAGAAUUCAUGGAAGAAAUUCAAUGGUUAGAGUAAGUGAUGAUGUUAUGUGUUUGGGAAUUUUGGAUGGUGGUGAUGAACAAAAGAAUCUUAUUGUGAUUGGAGGGUAUCAAUUGGAAGAUGUUUUGGUUCAGUUUGAUUUUGAUAGUUCUAUGGUUGGAUUUAGUUCUUCACUUUUGAUUAGGGAUACUAGUUGUUCUAAUUUUAGAUUUGGUUCCAUGGAUGUACAAUCUAGUUGAUGAUAAUUACUAUGGUUGUAACUUAUAACAGAGGAGGCUUACCAUAUAGUUUUUUUUUUAGGUUAUGGUGAAUUGUGAGAAAUUUUUGUGAGUUUUGUAAUCACUUUUAAUUUUUGGUCAUUUGGUGUAUGUGUAUAUGGUGAUGAAUAACAUUUUUGGUUUAGUGCUUUUUGAUAUUGGAA
Molecule: messenger RNA, 1580 nt
Organism: Medicago truncatula (barrel medic)
Lineage: Eukaryota; Viridiplantae; Streptophyta; Magnoliopsida; Fabales; Fabaceae
Product: probable aspartic proteinase GIP2
Exons: 1
Coding region: 145-1398 (417 amino acids)
Biological process (GO): proteolysis
Molecular function (GO): aspartic-type endopeptidase activity
Source: RefSeq, a predicted model, not a curated record